This is a messenger RNA of Vespa velutina, 8215 nucleotides long. RefSeq names its product protein alan shepard (gene shep). The record is from RefSeq and is a predicted model, not a curated record. Gene Ontology annotation, cellular component: nucleus; ribonucleoprotein complex; cytosol. Bases 2063 to 3823 code for a protein of 586 amino acids. The transcript has 11 exons. Gene Ontology annotation, molecular function: poly(U) RNA binding; mRNA 3'-UTR binding; poly(A) binding. Lineage: Eukaryota; Metazoa; Arthropoda; Insecta; Hymenoptera; Vespidae.
AGCGACGGCUCCUUUCAGUUUCGGACAAGAUGGGCGAAUCUCGCCGGGCAGUAGCUUAGACUCUACCUACAAGACAACACAGUUUAAAUGUUUCCUAACGAAAAGUAACAAUUAAACAUUGUAAUUUAUUUUAUUUAGAGGGGAAAUAAGCUAUAUAUUUUUCUAUCGUGCCGUUAUUAAUAGUGCUAUUCCCGAAAUUCGUAAAGAAUAAGGAGAGGGAGAAUUGAAGAACAGAAAAGAGAGGAAACGGAAUCCGCGAGUGGCGAAAGAACGCACGGACGUGACGGACAAGGAAAAGUACGUAAAGGAUAAAAAAAGUGCUAUCGUUCGGCGUAAGAGACGGAAAGCAAAGUGGUGCUAGCAAAUAACGGAGGACGAGUAAGAAGGUAAUACAGUAUAUGGAAUCGAGGUGAUAUUGCGACGCCUAACAACGAAGACGGUCACAAAGGCGCCGCCGCGGACCACAACGGAAAGAUUGACGAGGAAGGUUGGUGUAUACGAGACGACGAAAAAAAUAGUCGUCGGGACAAUUAAAAAGCGGAGAAGAACGAUAGUAUCACGAAGACACACUAGCCGUCGCUAAGGCUGAAAUCAACGGCCAAGUAGGCGGAUAAUCUCGCGUACUUUUGCUCUCUCUCCUCUCUCCCCCUUGCAACUCGUUCGAUAUCUUUCUUCUUUCUCUUUCUCUCACACUACCUAUCUUUCUUGCGUUUUCUCUCUCUCUCUCUCUCUCUCUGUGUGUCUCUUUCUCUUUCUCGUACACGCGCGUACAAUUACACAUACUCACUUCGUGUCCGCUCAACGCGGCUGGCCUAGGCUCUCGCCGGUAUUGUGCGUGUGUUAAACAACGACGUGAAGUAAAGUGUAAAAGAAGUUUAAUAGUAGUUUAGUAGUAGUAGUGUGAAGAGUGUACGAUCGACACACCCUCUUGACGCUCGUCAUCCGUUUGCAUCGCCAUCGGCUCGGCUUUCUCUACCCUUUUUUUCCUUUGUAUUUCUCCCUCAUCUAUCAUUCUUUCGGUCUUUACAUAUCUCAUUCUUCGCAUCUCGCGCAUCUUGCGCGCGUAUGCUUUCUCGAAUACAUAAGUCGCGUAUCGAAUACGUAUACCUAUAUACACACACAUUCUUACAGCAUCGUACGAUAGUAGCAGACAGAGCGCGCUGACGCUCGCGCGCGCGGCUCCUCGUCCCCUUUGCACCGUCCAAUCUCUCUCGUUCUCUCUCUUUCUUCCUUGGUCUCACCCCUCCGUCCCUCUGUUCGUACCGCCAUCGCCCUUUCCACCGUCCUCUCCCACUCCUCACCACGGUGCAAAGUGAUUUAUCGUUCUCGCUCGUCGCGUUCGGUUUCGUCGGUGCGUUAAAGGCUCUAUUGUGAUCCCCGUAACCAUACGCGCCGUACCACUGACGUCUCAUCUUCCUUCUUUACCCUAUACCAUCCCCGAUUUCGUCUCUCCAGACGAUAGCCAUCCAUCCAGCCGGUGGCGAGCCACCGCGCGUCUUGUCUCGUCGCGUCUCGUCCAUUACCGUCCUUCACCUCCUCCAUCUUCUCCUCCAUCUCUGGCAGUGCUGCCUCCCCCUCUCACUAGCUCGACUGUAUCCCCCUCUUCUUAUUAUCGGCCGUGCGAUCAGGGGGAGUACGACACGAGAUAUACGACAUUCCGCCGAGCCGUGCGACGGUGCUCUCGGCCGCGUCGUGGCGCGCGUGGUAUCGAAGGGUGUGCAGGUGAGCGGGCACGUGAAGCAGCCGCAUCUUUUCCGUGUACGUAGAACGCACCGAAGCCGAGGAAGGUGCGCCUAAGGAACUGUUUCCUGCUGUUGCUGUCAGGGAGGGGAAAGGGUGGAAGAGCAACGAGACUCGUUGGCGACCGAUUUGCCAAGACGAAGUGCACACACUCACAGCGAUAGCUAGUAGUGGUACACCAUCGCCACCUUCACCAUUAAAACUAUUAUUGCUAUUUACUACUACUACUACUAGUAUUAGUACUACACAUAGCUACAGUUACAACUACAACUGUUACCAGAGCAUCAUUGUUCCAAACUGCUAGAAACUACAUACCGCUAGCAUGUCCGUCAGAAUGGAAAACGUUGCCGCGCCGAGAAAACUCAACUACAAGAUGAUGGGGACGAACGGUCCACGGCCAACAUACGUCGGCGCUAACAACGGUAACGCCGGUGGAGGCGGUGGAGGCGCCAACGCCGGAGGCGUGGGCGUGGGUCCUACAAGCGGCGGCGGCGGUGGCGGAGUCGGUGGCGGAGGCGGCGGUACUACGGCUAGUAGUGGCGGCGGUGGAGGUGGCCACGGGGGCGGCGCUGGCGCCGGCGCCGGCGGCGGAUUGAAGGGCAACGCGACGGGAGGAGCGGCCGGGGGCGGCGGUGGAGGUGGUGGUGGCGGCGGUGGUGGCGGUGGCGGUGGCGGUGGACCACGAGGAGGGAAUCCGGUGCAGUACCGAGCGAGCGGCGCCGCCGCAGCAGCUUGGGGCGCGGCGCCGUCGCACGCCGCCGCGGCUGCGGUGGCAGCAGCGGCCGCCUAUCCACCUUACACCCGCUAUCCGAGUGCCGCCGCGGCGGCUGCCGCAGCGGCACAGGUACCGGUCGGUGCGCAACCGUUACCGCCCUCUGCCAACCCUUACGCCACCGCCCCCUACGCUCAGCACGUCUCGUAUGGUGGACAACGGGUACCUACAGCCUCGUCACCAGCCAAUACUACCAGUAGUUCUAGCAGUGCCACUGGCAGUCAAAGCGGGGCAAUGAGCACGAGUAUGAGCAAUAAUGCUAUGCAAGGGCAGCAGGCGGAACAGUUAUCAAAAACAAAUUUAUAUAUACGUGGCCUCAACCAAAAUACAACAGAUAAAGACCUUGUUAAUAUGUGUUCUCAGUAUGGAACUAUAACUUCCACGAAGGCAAUAUUGGAUAAAACAACAAAUAAAUGUAAAGGUUAUGGCUUUGUAGACUUUGAGUCACCGGUGGCGGCAGAGGGUGCUGUGAAAGCACUGGUCGCCAAGGGCAUCCAAGCGCAGAUGGCGAAAGUGGGUAUCUGGUUGCUCCGUAGACUGGCAAGUGUACGUUGGUUGUGCAUGCAACAACAGGAACAGGAUCCUACAAAUCUGUAUAUCGCAAACCUGCCAUUGAACUUUAAAGAAAAUGAUGUUGAAGGACUACUUCAACAAUAUGGACAAGUCAUCUCGACUCGUAUUUUACGUGACACGUCAGGACAAAGUAAAGGUGUUGGAUUUGCAAGAAUGGAAUCCAAAGAAAAGUGUGAGCAAAUAAUUCAAAUAUUUAAUGGAAAAGCAUUACAAGGAGCUAAAGAUCCCUUGUUAGUUAAAUUUGCUGAUGGCGGAAAUAAAAAAAAAUCAAUGUAUAAAAGUACAAUGUGGAGAGACACUGGAGAAAAUAUGACUAUGAAUUAUGAUGCAAGUGGAGUUGGUCAGAAUGGUGUUGCCACAGCUCAUAUGUUACCUACAGCAACUUUGACUCAAUAUGGUCGUCAUUAUGGUCAAGCUGUCCCUGGCUAUAGCGUACCAGGAGCUCCUUGGGUCACACCAUACCUCGUGCAGCCCGCGCCGCCUCAUAUGCAACAGAUGAUGCCAUCUGCAGAUCCUAGUAAUCCUCAAUACAGUAUAAUUCCUCAGCUUACAACACAAAUGUCUACAAUGCAUCUUGGCACUGGUUCCUACAUAGCAAGUCCUCAUCCCUACUCUUAUACUACUUAUCCUCCACCUAGCAUUAUCCAUCCAAUACCACUGGGCGAUUCUGAACAGACCAGUAAUGCAGCAUCUCCUGAUGAUUCUUAUCAGCAGUACCAAGCUCAGCAGCCCAAGUAGGAUACGGUUUAUAGAUACGAAUAUGCUGAGGGCUACAUAAGUUAGAAACGGAUACACAUGCUGAACACAAGGGAUUAUUAUUAACGAAGAAUAGAAUGAGAUAAAUACAUAACAUAAAGUCAGAUAAGAUUCUUCCUCAUGAUAAAUUGACUUGCCAGCCAUCUUUUAUACAUUUUAUCCAUCAGCUAAAUAGGUGAAAGUAGUUAAUAUUUUGCAACGAGUCAAGAAAGGAUAUUGACGUAAUAUGGGGUAUGAGACUGGCGUGUCUUCUACAUGUUCGACACUAGUUCGACUCUUUACACUGUACCAGCACAUUAUAUGACAGUGACAAACUGAUAUUUGCAAUGAACAGUUUAGUGUCAAGCUGAUAGGCUUCCAGGAUAACUUUAGGUAUUACAUAUACUAAGGAGACUAUGAGUCGAAGCUGAAGGCUCGAGAAUGUGAAUAAAUAUUUUAACAAAAAUGUAAACUAUGAAAACGCUGCUCAGAAAUAUACGAAAGAGAAUUCUUCCCAAGAGUAAUAAUAAUAUAAUAUUAAUAAUAAAAUAAUGAUAUAUAAGAAUAAUAAGAAUAAUAAUAUACAGAGAGCACUUCCAAUGCUAGAGUUGAUAAAAAUUCAGAUUCAGUAUGGUUGUAAAUCAGUACCAACCGGACUUGUGCCAGCUGGCUGGCCGGUGGCUUGGCUGUAAGAGAAGGGAGAUACCAUUCGCGUAACGAAUUUCAACGACGUGCGAAACUCCUCAUUCACAGCACAUGCUACUCCACCCGCUUACCGCACUUUUAUCGGUUUAUUUUCGUUCAGACAUUCCAAGCCAGGUACAUGUGUGUACUGCCACGUGGAUAUAUCUUAAUCUAAUACUUCUACGAUAUUUCACGUUCUGUUUUAAUCACGAACGAUACAUUUUACUAAGAAAAAAAGCAAACACACAAGAGAGGAAAGCUUUGUUUCUAAAAGUCUUCAGAAUUAUAAUAUACAAUAAUUAUUGCACGUGAACGAAAAAACAUAGUACUCUUUAGAGAGUGUUAUAUUUAUGAGUACAGUUACUAUGAAUCGAUAUCAGUUUUAAUUGUACAGUAAAUGCAGAUAUUUUUUUUAGAAUUGUGCCUUUUCAGACAAAUCCACUUAGACAGGGAUAUGCUGAAAAAUAUUAUAAUAUAUUUUUAACAUCGGAAUGUAAAUGUGAAACCUGAGCCAAAUUUUGAUCUUCUAGUUAAGAGAAUAUAAUUGUUUUUGCGUUGUAGCCAGUUAAUCAACUAUGUUUGUUUUUGAUUAUGAAUUUGAUAGAUUUUGUAUGUAUAGUUGCCACUAACGGGAUUGGUAAAAUGAAACAUCAGGUAGUGUCGGAGGAGUUGCAUAGAGAAAGAAGAAAAAAAAAAUUAAGAAAAGAAAUCAAAUGGCGGAUUCUUGUAAUCGAAACGCGUGCCGCCCGAGAAACUUAGUAAGCUUUGUUACGACGGGAUAUGAUGAUAGUUAGAGUGUAAAUUAAUUUAUUAUAUCGAACGAACGAAUAAACGCGAUACUAAAUGAAUGAAGAUAAUGAACGAACGAUGGGGCGGUAGCGAAAAAAUAGGCGAGGAAUUUCGGUGAAGUGUGGAGUGGAGUGUAUAAAACAAAGUAUAUGAAAAAGACUCUCAAACGACGAUGGUAUAGAAAAAGGGGGGGGAAGAAAAAAGAAAAUGGUUCUCUCCCUAUGUUUUCCUACCUCUCUCCGGUCGUCGUCGUAUAUCCGGAAAAGUUUCACGUCGUUGUCAGACUUAGAAUCGAGUCGAGGAACGAUUUAGCAGAAAGCUUUCUACCAAAUAUGCGAGCUACGAGUGGCUCAUGUGACAUGUGGCGGACAGGUAGUUAGAUAGAGUUAGAGGCGAUCGUAGCUAUUAUUAUAAUAUUACAAUAAUAUGCUGUAUUAUUAUAAUUAACGAUUACUAUUAUUGACGACAUCUAAAAUAUGAAAGAUUUUUACACUGUUGAGACUUGAAGUAAAUAAUAUAUUUAGUUUAUUUUGGUACAUCACGAUUUGAUGACAAGAGAUAAAAAAUGAAAAAAUGGUAUGAGCUAUUUUUUAAAAGACCGAUUAUUACUCGAUUUGAGUCCAUGCAUUAAGAGAGAAAGGGGGGAGAGAGAGAUAGAAAGUGAGAAUAAGAAUAAGAAAGUAAAGGAGAAAAAAAGAAAAAGAAGAAAAAGGGAUGAAGAAAUGAAAGAAAAGAAAAAAUAAAAAAAAUGGAUAAAAAGAAAAAAAAUUGGAGGAAGCAACGAAGGAGAAAAAGAAAGAAGAGAGGAUAAGAAAAGAAAGAAGCGAAAGGAGAACCUAUUUACGAGUGUGUAUUGUUCCAGAAGCGAUUGUCACCACGACUGACAACAAAAUCACAUGUGAUUAAAUAGUGAAUUUUGAGAAUUUUACUAAUAGACUUGUACUAAAUAACUAAUAAUUAUUGUGACGACCAAACAAAGAAAAAGGAUUAGUGCUGACUGAGCGUGAAAAGAUGCUCCGGCCGAGGCGCCCAUGCGGAUUAAAAAACGGAGAGCCGCGGAUCGGGAGGGAGAAAGAAAGAGAAAGAAAGUGAUGAGAAAAAAGAUAUAAAAUUAUUGUAUAGAACGUGAAGAAAGGAAAGGAGCACAGCGACAAGUUGUGUGUAGCUAGUGUUGACUAUGAAUAGGCUAGGCAACCAUUUUGAUUAAGAAUAAAAGUAACCGAAUAAGCGAUUAAAGUUAGGUAAAGUAAAAUUAGCGAUAGUUAGAAUAUAAACUGCCUCGCUCCCUACUCGAUCGCAGGGGGCUAUGGCACCGUUCAGCCUAUGCACCUCGCACCCGUCAAGACUGACUGGCUAUUCAUAUUAAUAAUAAAUAUAUAUUAUUAUUCUACAACAUAUUAUGUCUACUUGUAAUAUAAAUAGUAAGGACUGCUUGCUGCGCACCGCGGGUCGGGUGCUUGGGCUGGCCGGCUAUGGUUUACACAACCAUUUUGGAAACUCCGUUUCCAAGCAAUGCUGCUUUCCGUAAAGCUUUCUUUAGAAUUCUAGCGUAGAAUCUAUUAGAUCAGAUAACGUGUAGUUGUAGGUUAAUGUAGACAAAAAAUGAAAAAAAACGUAGAGUGUUUUUAAGUAAAUCAUGUUAGUCGAUAUCGGCUUAAGAGAAAAAGAGAGAAAGAAUGGAUGGAUGAAUGAAUAGAUGGAUGGAUGGGUGGAUGAAUGAAUAAAUGAGUGAAUGAAUGAAUUUGAGCUAAAGAGCAAAUGGGGGGAGAGAGAGAGCUACUUGCAAGAAUGAAUGAACAAAGCAGAUAAAAGAAGAAAACGAGUCCAUGUUGACUCGAUGUUAUAUCGAGAACAUGAUCGUACUUCGACUUGUACAGUCUUUAGUUUACGAAGUUUGAAGUCAUUGUUUUACAUUGUUAAGCAAAGGUUGUAGUUUGUAAUGAUCUUGAUUUCUAUCUAUUUUGAACAUCCUAUUUCCCCAUCCCCGCGAAUCAUCCCAUGCCAUUCCCUUUUCCCGUUUUCUUUCUUUUUUCUAUUUCUAUUUUAUUUUGUUGUUUCAUUUAAUGUACUCAAUUCCUUUAUGUUGAUAAUUAAUAAUGAAAGAUGGACAUGUAAUUCUCCAAACAACAUAACACUGUCUGCUUAUUAUUAUUCUUUUUUUUCUUUCCACUAUAUAUAUAUUGUUAUGCGGUGUGCGACCAAUGAGAACCCAAACACGAAAACGACGUUGGAGACUUACGCGUACAAGGAUCGAUUUAUACAGAUUCAGAUACUUUAAGAUGGCGAGGUAUAGCACGUAACGAAACUUAGAUUAAGGCAAGUGUGUCAUAGCUAAUUAAGAUAGGGACUCUUAGAAGUCGAUAGGUGCUGUAAUAAAACAAAGUUUAACAACGGUCAGAAUUAGAUUUUCCAUGAAACUUGAAUAAGGACAGGGCAUAAGCCACACUAAAAGUGCCCUUAGUUUAUUUUGGAUCGUUUAAAAACGCUAGUCUUUGUGUGAGAUAAUGUGGGGGUUAGAUAGGAUCUUCUAGAACAGAAAAAAAAACAAAACAAAAGAAAAAAGAGUGAGAAAAUGAAAAAAUGUAAGCGCACGCGCGAGAGAGAUUGAGGAAGAGAGAGAGAGAGAGAAAGAGAGAAUGUGUGAGAAAGAGCACGUGGUGUGUAGGUAUAUGCAUACAUUCACUAUGCAUACUUCAAAAUCAUCUGCCUAUUACACGACACCGACUGCAGACACUGUUACUGUAAAACUGCACACUGCGAGUGCACGCUCUCUGCCAUCCUAUACGUUGUAUAGGAACGUGCACCGAUCAGUCUUAGAGUUACUUACGACUAUGGUUUGGUAUAUUCAAAAUGAAAAAAAAAAUCAAAUUCCUAAUUAUUAUCGUCCCUUAUUUUUGAUCAAUAAACGAUCUGUUUUGGGGA